This is a messenger RNA of Sporisorium graminicola, 5772 nucleotides long. RefSeq lists its product as uncharacterized. The transcript has a single exon. Gene Ontology annotation, biological process: regulation of autophagy; positive regulation of protein serine/threonine kinase activity; positive regulation of cell growth. Bases 1 to 5772 code for a protein of 1923 amino acids. Gene Ontology annotation, molecular function: protein binding; protein-macromolecule adaptor activity. Gene Ontology annotation, cellular component: TORC1 complex; cytoplasm. The record is from RefSeq and is a predicted model, not a curated record. NCBI's taxonomy places the organism in Eukaryota, Fungi, Basidiomycota, Ustilaginomycetes, Ustilaginales, Ustilaginaceae.
AUGGCUCACCUUGCUGCGCACUUUGAGCCGCCCGAGGCGCGCAGGUCCGCCUCCACCUCUUCACCAGCGCCUCAUCCCUACAUGGUCGAUCCCAACGGGCGCGCCUCCUCCUCUUCUCGCUCGUCUCAGCAUCACUAUCAGCAAGAGCAACAACAUGCCUUUCCGCAGAUGUCGGACUCAGAUAACCUGAUUCGCAGCAACGGAUCCUUGCACAACACACCCUCUACACUAGAGGCCGACCUGGACCCUCAGCAGCUCACCACCGAAGCCGAAGACGAGGACGAUGCCUCGACAGCUAGCGGAAGACGUCAUGGUGCACUUUUGGUCGAGGAUGUCAAUGAGUGGAUGCUCCAACACUCCUUCUUCCACUGGGGACUCAAACGCCAUAUCACCCACGGCAAUCCGAAACCCAGAGACGAACGAGACCUUCCAGAUUGGCGCAUGCGCGAGCGCUUACGAACCGUCACCGCUGCUCUCGUCAUGUGUCUCAACAUCGGUGUCGACCCUCCGGACGUCUCCAAGACCAAUCCGUGCUCCAAGCUCAUCUGUUGGAUGGAUCCCAGCUCGCUCGAAGUCUCCAAAGCGCUGCCCGCCAUCGGCCGCAACCUGCAAGCCCAAUUCGAAACGCUCAGCACAAAGACCCGCUACAAGCAGUACCUUGAUCCUGUCGUAGAAGAAACGCGCCGCUUUUGCACCACUCUGCGAAGGGCAGCAAAGGACGAGCGUGUGCUCUUCUACUACAACGGCUACGGCGUGCCCAAACCGACGCCAGGCGGUGAGAUUUGGGUCUUCAACAAGGCUUACACGCAGUACAUUCCCGUUACGCUCUAUGACCUUCUCACAUGGUUGGGCAGCCCAUGCAUCUUUGUGUGGGACGCCAGCUCCGCCGGCAACGUUGUGGUCAACUUCAAGCGUUUACAAGAGAGGAAGGCAGAAGAGGAGUCUACGCGCUCGAAUCGAGACAGAGAGGGCCACAACCGCUCAGCUGAUCGCGAGCGCACCAAACAGAGUGCGGAUACCUUCAGCUCGGCAAAGAAGACGGGCGCCCAAUCGUCUUCAAGCGAAGAGCCUCACUUCCCACUGCGAGAGUCGAUCCACCUCGCGGCCUGCGGUCCCGACGAAGUGCUCCCCAUGAACCCCGAUCUCCCAGCUGAUCUCUUCACUUGCUGCCUCACUUCUCCCAUCGAGAUCUCGCUGCGCUGGUUUGUGCUGCAAAACCCCUUGCCCUCCAAGCUCAAUGUCGACAUGGUCAUGAACAUCCCCGGCCGCCUGCAGGACCGAAGGACACCACUCGGCGAACUCAAUUGGAUCUUCACCGCCAUCACCGACACCAUCGCAUGGACCGUCUUGCCACGCACCAUCUUCCGCCGACUCUUCCGCGACGAUCUCAUGGUAGCUGCGCUCCUUCGCAACUUUUUACUCGCGGAACGCAUCAUGCGCUUCUACCACUGUACGCCUAUGAGCCAUCCCAAACUUCCGCCCACACACAACCAUCCGCUCUGGGACAGCUGGGACCUCGCCGUGGACCAAUGCCUUGCUCAGCUACCUACACUACUCGCCAAGGAACGUGCCCAGGCAGAAGCAGCUGAAGGUGGCCCGCCCGUUCCUCCGCACCUCGCAUCGUUCGAGUACCGUCACAGCACUUUCUUUAGCGAGCAGCUCAAAGCUUUCGAAGUCUGGCUUCAGCAAGGCGGUGUCAGUCGCAAGGGCAGGCGACGCCGGGUCAACGCUGCCAUCACGCCGCAUGGCAAUCCUUCCGCUGGGCUAUCAUCGGCAGCGACCGGCGCCGAUCCAGAAGCGUUCGACGACGAUGGAGACGCCAGCCCGGUACGCGAACCGCCCGACCAACUUCCCAUCGUCCUGCAGGUGUUGCUCUCGCAAGCGCACCGUCUGCGCGCUCUCAUUUUGCUCAGCCAAUUCCUCGACCUGGGUCCGUGGGCGGUCAACAUGGCGCUCAGCAUCGGCAUCUUCCCUUACGUGCUCAAGCUUCUGCAGAGUCCCGCUGCCGAUCUCAAGCCCGUGCUCAUCUACAUCUGGGCGCGCAUUCUUGCUGUGGACCGCAGCUGCCAAAACGAUCUAUUGCGAGACAAUGGCUUCAUCUACUUUGCCGGUGUGCUCAGCCCUUUCCAGAACACCAAUGUCGGCCAAAAUGCUGGCGCCAAUGGGCCGUCGAUCCCCAUCCCCAACGUCUCAGAGCAUCAAGCCAUGUGCGCGUUCAUUCUUGCCGUUUUCUGCCAAGACUUCCCCGCGGGUCAGGCAGCGUGUCUCGAGACCGACGUCAUGCACUCGUGCCUCGAGCAUCUGGAAGACGACGACUUUUUACUGCGUCAGUGGAGUGCGCUCUGCCUGGCUCAGCUGUGGGACGACAACGAAGCGGGCAAGGCGCGUGCCAUUUCGCUCGAUGCGCAUGGAAAGCUUUGUUGCAUGCUCGGGGAUGUUUCGCCCGAGGUGCGUGCUGCCGUCCUUCACGCUCUCGGCACUCUGCUUGGUGCGAGUGGGUCCAGCCAGGACCAAGUCGACGUAGUCUCGCACGCCACUGGCGAGCCAGUGCCUGUCUCGAGCAGCGCCAGCAGUCGUUCUGCUUCGUCGCGGCGUUUCUGCCCCGGCACUGGCGCUGCAACGGGUUUGCCACCAGCCAAACAACGAAGUCUUGAGAUCGGUAUUGCCAUUGCCUUGCUCACGACCAAGGGCGACUGCAGUCCGCUUGUCCGAAAGGAGCUCGUCAUCGCCCUCAGCCCGGUGGUCGCAGAGUACAAGGGCUUCUUUGUCCUGGCCGCUUACCUAUACUACUCGAGAGAAGGCAACCUGCGCAACGCAUCGUCGCAGCAGCAGCAGCAACAACAGCAGGAGCAAAAGUCCGCGACAUCCCGUGCCAAAUCUACGCAAUCGUCUGCGGGCCAGGACAGGAGAGCAUCGCUUGCAUCCCUCGGUCGAGGCAGGUCCAGCACCAAUAUCUCCGGGCCAUCGCCUAGCGCGCUUGCCAACGAAGAGGCACUACUCGCCCGUCUGGCGUCCAAGCUCCUGAUCGAGGAAGAAAUUGAAGAGGAAGACAUUGCCAACAUUCCCGCGUUCACCACCAUAUUCGUAGCGCUCCUCGAUCUCAGUGUCGACUCGAACCCGGAGGUUGCCAAUCUGGCAUGCACCGUGGUCGACUUUGUCAUUGCGCUACUGAUCGAGAGCGACGUGUUCGGCGCCGGGGAGAGCGUGCUACGAGGCUUUGGCGCAGGAGAGACGAUCUCGCGGUUCACCACGCCGACCAGCACUGAUGCUACCUCGGAAGGCUACUUCCCGCUGACUCCCCGCUCCACAGGGACAACGCCGGGCUCCAUUGACGAGAUGUCAACGUCGCAGAUCGCAGCGAUGAACGGAGCCCACGUACCGCCCUCUGGCUUUGGCACGGGUGGCUCUGGCCCCGCUCGACCGGGUCAGGUCGUGCGGUCGCAGUCGCAUGCAGUGCCCAAACGCACCUCGACCCUCGCGCAAGCGGUCAAGACGCUGGCCACGCUAGGCUACUCGCGACCCGCUUCGCCUGUCGGAUCCGACCACGACAGCUCGGGCCGACCUCUGUACGGAGAAGCAGGGCCAUCGGGUAUUCCUCCGCCCGGUCCAGCCGUUCUGGCACCACGUCGUAGUCCAGCUACCAAAGCAGCCGCAGCUCAGUACAACUCUCCUUACCUCUCGAAAGGCGGCGCAGGCGAGGCAACAACUAUUUCGCAGGAAGCGGCUUCGGCCCUGUCGUUGCCCUCGUCACCGCUCAACUCUUCGACCAAGCUCGGCAAUCGCUCGCAGAGUACCGAGAGCUUAUCCCACUCCAACGGCAGAGCUGAUCGCAGAAAGCUGCCGGGAAGCACCAGCAGCUUUGGACAUGCCGAGCAGUACGUCAAUGGCAACAGCAACGGCAACGGCGGCGUGCAUGACACCAGUACUGACCACGUGACCAGCGCUGGACACGACCAGCAACGCUUCUACGGAGAUGAACUGGAUAGCGAUCCACAUGUUGCUGUUGAGGACCAUAUCAAGGUCGGAGACGCUCUUGCGGGGCUCAUUGCUAUGGACAUGUAUCGCUUCCGCUCGCGCUUCACGGGCAGUGCCGACGGAUCGUCGCAAAACACACCGGCCUCGUCUCCGGCCGUGAGCCGCGCAAACCGAUGGGGAUUCGUUCCCACUCCGGGCAGCAGCGGCGUCAGCACACCUUCGGGCUCCGUGGGGUCCGGUGGCGCCAACAACGAACUCCGAGAGACGCUGCCGCUCAAGAGUCGGCUUUUUGCAUGGUGCAGCGAAUACUACAUCGAACCGCAGAUGAAGCAGGCCGAGAGCGAAGAGCCAGGCAGUAUCAAGUACAACGUGCAGCACUGGAAGAAGCAGCGCAACAGCCGUCUCACGGAGCACUCCCUCGAGAUCGCCGACGCCGCUGCACAGUCUGCGUGGUCGGAACACGGUGGCUAUAUUCGCAACGGUGCGGUCCCGUAUCUGAUGCUGUUCCACCAGUACGAGAACCACCUCGUGACGGCGAGUGAGCAGGGCACGGUGGCGGUAUGGGAUUGGGAGGAGAAGCGUCUGCUCAGUCGAUUCGCUAAUGGCAAUCCAGCCCGGACGAACAUCACGUCUGCGCUGUUCAUCAAUGAGGACAGCGAGGCGAUGCUGCUUGUCGGCUCAGCCGAGGGCAACGUGCGCAUCUACAGGCACUACGACUCGCCGGCGCAUACAGCUGGCUUCCGCGGUCCCGAGCUGGCGUCGAGUUUCCAGGCUCUUCCGGACCUGGUGAGGAGCAAGCGGCCCAGCGGUCUCAUUGUCGACUGGUUGCAAGGGUCGGGGCAUCUGCUUGCGGGAGGCGAUAGCCGAGUGAUCCGGGUUUGGGACGCUCAUCGCGAGCUGUGUGUGGUCGACAUCCCGACUCGUGCCUCGAGCUGCGUGACGUCGAUCUCGUCCGAGUCCGACUUUGGACAUCUGUUUGUCGCUGGAUUCGGCGACGGCACGGUGGGCGUGUACGACCGACGCAACCCGCCCGAAGCAAGCUUGGUGCGAUUGUGGGAAGAGCACCAGACUUGGGUGCAGAACGUGCAUCUGCAGAAGCGCGGGUCUCGUGAGCUCGUCACGGCCAGCGUCGACGGAGAGGUGCGUUUGUGGGACAUGCGUGUCCGAUCGUCGAUCGCCAAGCUGAGUCUGGGCGGCAAAUUGGGUGGCAAGCUGUCGUGCAUGGCGGUGCACGAGCGGAUCCCGCUGUUUGCGGCGAGUUCGGCGCCGAAACCAUUUCGGCCGACGGCUUCGGCUCAGACGGUGCUGCUGACGCAUCUCGAGACGUUGUCGACACUGGGCAAGCCGUUUGUGCGCAACUUUGCACCGAUGGGCUCUACGCAGCAUUUGGGGAACAGCACCUUGCUGUACCCGCCGGAAGCGGUGAAUUCGGGUGUGCACCACCAUCAUCAUCAUUUUCACCACGAGCACCAUCACCAGUAUCACCAUCAUUCCGGCGGUACCGGAAUGGGAGGCGGUGCGAUCCUGUCGCAGCACUCGGCGACGGGAUUCGGCCCCAACGGCGGCGGCAGUGCAGGGGCGGGAGGAGCAGGUGGGGCGGGUAUGGCAGGCGCCAACGCACUACACCUCAACCUCACCAACCCGCUGCACACGCUGUUGCCCCCAGCGACCGAGACCCCUCCGUCGAGCUUCACCCCGGCCGUCGGAAGUAUGGCGUUCCACCCGCACCUGCCCAUCCUGGCGUUCGGUGGGCCGGACACGCUGAUCGAGCUGAGGGAGUGGCCGGACAGCAGUUGA